AGCUAGCUAGCUCGGUCUGUCUUGUGACUCGUCUUUCUCUUGCCUCCGAGCUACGACGACUCACCGGCAAAUCAAAACGACAUCGCAGUAAUUUGUUCCGAAAGCUUAGGGCCUCCCCUCCGCUUCUGUUCACUUCCCGUCUAAAUCUUCGUCUUCAACAACAAUGAUCCGAUUCAUAUUGUUACAGAACCGCCAGGGAAAGACCCGUUUAGCUAAGUACUAUGUUCCUCUCGAGGACUCCGAGAAACACAAGGUCGAGUACGAGGUUCAUCGUUUGGUUGUUAACAGAGAUCCCAAGUUCACCAAUUUCGUUGAGUUCCGUACACACAAGGUGAUCUACAGGCGAUAUGCAGGGUUGUUUUUCUCACUGUGUGUUGAUAUAACUGAUAAUGAGCUGGCCUAUUUGGAAUGCAUUCAUCUAUUCGUCGAGAUUUUGGAUCAUUUCUUCAGCAACGUAUGCGAGCUUGAUUUGGUAUUCAAUUUCCACAAGGUGUAUCUGAUACUUGACGAGUUCAUUCUUGCUGGAGAGCUCCAAGAAACAAGCAAGAAGGCAAUAAUAGAGAGAAUGGGUGAACUGGAAAAGCUGGAGUGAAGUUUGUAUUUAACACUGUCAAGACGAGAAUUUUUUUGUAUUUUGCAACAUGUUUCUAUCUGUCUGCUGAUCGUAUCAAUUAAUAUUUGCGUACUACCAUUCCUUCUGUCAAUUCUUCUUGUAUAAUGAAAGUUAUUGAACUAGAAUGUUUCUCUUUUUCUCAUCUCCUU
Messenger RNA from Argentina anserina (silverweed cinquefoil), 762 nucleotides. RefSeq names its product AP-2 complex subunit sigma. NCBI's taxonomy places the organism in Eukaryota, Viridiplantae, Streptophyta, Magnoliopsida, Rosales, Rosaceae. Gene Ontology annotation, biological process: clathrin-dependent endocytosis; protein transport. Gene Ontology annotation, cellular component: AP-2 adaptor complex; intracellular membrane-bounded organelle. Gene Ontology annotation, molecular function: clathrin-cargo adaptor activity. The record is from RefSeq and is a predicted model, not a curated record. The coding region runs from base 164 to 592 and encodes 142 amino acids. The transcript has 6 exons.